This is a messenger RNA of Candidozyma duobushaemuli, 3414 nucleotides long. RefSeq lists its product as uncharacterized. NCBI's taxonomy places the organism in Eukaryota, Fungi, Ascomycota, Pichiomycetes, Serinales, Metschnikowiaceae. Gene Ontology annotation, biological process: cell adhesion. The transcript is spliced from 3 exons. Gene Ontology annotation, cellular component: fungal-type cell wall. The coding region runs from base 1 to 3414 and encodes 1137 amino acids. The record is from RefSeq and is a predicted model, not a curated record.
AUGGUCUCUGCAUCCUUCUUGAUCGGCCUUAGUGCCUUCUCGGCUCGAGCCCUUGCCGGUGCCAAGACAGGCAUCUUCAACAGCAUCGACCACAUCUCUGCUCCGGAAGACUGUCUGCCUGAAACACCCAGCUGGUCUGCUACGGUUGGAUGGUCCAUUUCCAAGGAAAUGAACGUCAAGGAAGGCGACACUUUUGCCUUGCGCAUGCCGUAUGUGUACAAGUUCACCUCAGGCACCAGAAGCCUUGAGCUUGUGGCUGGUGAUACCUCGUUUGCCAAAUGUGAAUUGUUCAGCGGGGACAAUGUGGUUGAUUUUUGUGAACUCCAGUGUACGGCGCUUGCGGCCGUGGAGAAGGUUUCUUCAGUCAAAGGCACGGUGGAAUUUCCCUUCACCUUCAAUGCUGGCAUGCUGGGCGAUUCCGUGAACUUGGCUGCCUCUACGAUCUGGAAAGCAGGAAAGAACACUGUCACCUGGGCCGACGGCGAAAACAAAUUAUCCUGUGAUGUUGACUUCACCGGCGGAAGCUCCUAUGUGUUCAGCGGCAGCAUCGAACACGGCGCCUACUUCUUGAGAAAAGCCUGCCAUGCUGACGGCAUGUCGGGCUACAUUGAAAUCGAAAACCCAGAUUCCGGCGUCGAGCUCGACUGCAAGUCUGUGGCUGGUUCGGUUUCUGACCAGAUCAACGAGUUCUACUUUCCUCAGUCUGCUGAGAAGUGCUCUGUGAAUGUGGAUGAAUGCUCUGCCACCAAGGCCAAGCUUUCGUUUAGUGGCAUUCCCGCUGGUUUCAGGCCUUUUUUGAACGUCAAUGCUGCUAUUCCCAAGAAGGAUUUCCGUUCCUCCAACAGCUACUCUUACAAGUUCAGCUGUGGAGGUUUCAUCUUGGAGGACUACCAGUCUACAAGCUGGUACAUGUACAAGAACGGUGAAACCGGUGGUGACGGCGAUUACAAUGACAUUGUGGUUACUACGGUUACUGGAAACUACGGCUGCCCUACUGCUGUGAAUACGGUGACCGGUCCUUCUACGAAUACCAUUGUGGUGACUGUUCCACCUAGUGAGACCACUGAUUCCCAUGAGACCGAUGGAUUCCACAAGACUGACGAAUUUGAGAGUGAUGAAUUCCACAAGACGGAAAGCGACUGUGACGAUGGUUUUGACCACAAGACAGAGGACUGGGGUCAUGAAACCGACCACUGGGAUCAUGAAACCGACCACUGGGGUCACAAGACUGAAAACUGGGAAACCGAGGACUGCCUGACCGAGUCUGGUUUUGACCACAAGACCGAGUGGGAUCACAAGACUGAAGAUUGGGGUCACAAGACCGAGUGGGACAAGACCGAGUCCUGGGGUUUUGAAACCGACUGUUCUGACGACUGGGACCAAGACCUGGGACACAAGACAGACUCUUGGGAAACUGACCACCACGAUACUGAGUCCUGGGAAAUUGACACCGACUGUUCCACUGACUUUGACCACAAGACGUGGGAGACCGGUAUUACUAAGUCCUGGGAAACCGGAAAGACUAAAUCCUGGGAGACUGAACAUACUGAAUCUUGGGGCCACAAGACCGAAUCCUGGGACAUUGACACUGACUGCUCUACUGAUGACCAUAAUACUGAGUCCUGGAACACCGACCACAAGACCGAAUCCUGGGAAACCGACUGCACUGGUUCUGAAACCCACAAGACGGAGUCCUGGGAGACUAAAACCCGCUGUUCUUGUGGCUCCAAAAAGACUCAUUCUGAAACCGACCACCACAAUACUGAAUCGUGGGAGACUGACUGUUCCACCUGGGAAUCUGAAACUUCAACCAAGAACACUGUUUCCUGGCCAACUGAGACUGGCCACACUGGUGUCACCACUGAUUCUGAGAGUUGUGAUACUGGCGUUCCUACUACCUGGGUUCCUCCUGCUGAAACCACCAAUUCCAUUGUGACUGGUUCUGAGAGCUCUGAAUCUUACCAGUACGGUAACAGUUCUACGAAGUGGAGCUCUGGGUUUGUGACAAAGUCUACUUACACCCACGGAACCACUGAUUCUGAGGCCACUGAGUCCAAGGGUACCACUGAGUCCAAGGGUACUACUCAAACUGACGGUACUACCAAGAUUGAAAGCACUUCUAAGACUUGGGGUACUACUGAGACCGACUUCACCCAUUCUGAGGGAACUACUAAGACUGACUUUACCAAUUCUGAGGGAACUACCGAAACUGAAGGAACUACCGAGACUGGCUUCACCCAUUCUGAGGGCACUAGGACUGAUUCGACCCACUCCGAAGGCACAACCCAAACUGGAUCUACCCACUCUGAGGAAACCACAAACCAAGUUCCUUCAAACACUGUUCCCCAACCAGACUGUUCCACUGUCACCACCACAUGGACCGGAACCGUCACUUCUACCACUACCGAGUGUGUUUCAGGAACCACCACUGUGGUUGUUCAGGUUCCUCCAUCGCCAGUUACCACUGUCACCAAAACCACCGUGGGAACUGUCACCUUCACCACUACUGAGCCUUGUGAAUCUGGAACCCAGACUGUUGUGGUUGGCAUUCCUUCUGGUCAUUCUGAAACUGAGACUUCUACUGAGGUGAGCCAUGAAACAACCGAGACUGAUGAAACCACUGAGUACCCAGUUCCCUCUGAAACCGAGGCUUCUGAAACCCACUCUGAAACAACCGAGUACUCUCACACUUCGGAGCAUCAAGAAACCACUAAAAACAAAACCACUGAGAACCAGACUACCGACAACCAUGAGACUGAACACCCAAAGACCUCUGACCACCCAGAAACCUUCACUUCAGAGCACGAGAAUUCUGAAACCCCAGAGACCAGCUUGCCAUCUGAUACCCCUGGUGCGUCUGAAACUCCAGAAUUCCCUAUCGAGUCUGACCAUCACGACACCGAGUCUACAAGUGUCUCUGUGGGAACAGUUGUCGGAACCACUUCUACUGGUUUGACUGAGGGUCCUUCUGAAACUGCUCCUGCUGGUGAAACCUCCCCAGCUCCUGUUUCAGGUUCUCCUUCUGAAAAUGUCCCUGAGGCCUCUGAAACUCCAGUUGAAGGUUCUUCUGAAAUCCCACACAACAGUGCCCCAGCUGAAACCGAGGAUCACCACCACUCUUCCGCUCCUGAAACCACCCUCGUGGUGCAGAGAACCAGAACCUUGACCCUCGGUUCCAGCUCUAUCGAAGAGACUUAUGAAACCAGCAUUGCAACUGCUAUCCAAGAUUUGGUUUCUCAGUCGUCUUCUCACCUUACUUCAGUGGCUGCUAAGGAAACAUCGAGUGAAACUCCUGUUGCUUUCAGCUCUGCUGCUCCUUCUUCUCCAGCAGUUUCCACCUAUGACGGUUCUGCUGCUUCUCAUUCGAUGAGUCUUUUUGCACUUGUUUUGCCAUUGAUUCACUUCUUUGUUUAA